AUGUUCUUUGCUUAUGAAGCUGCAAGCUGUGUCUUGAAGGGAGCUGGAGAACUGAAAGAGUUCGCAGUUUUAAUACUCUGUGAAUACAUCCACUACGUGUUGUCCUGGGACUGUAGACUGACGGUGAGUCGUGGUUGGUCUGGUACUUCCUUGGACGAGUUCAGUGUCACCUCCGAAAGGCUCGAAGUAUGCAAAAUGGAUGGUACCGGCAAUCCAAUGCAUUACGUGCAAGCUGAGCCUGGCAAAAUCCCGUUUCUCUUCUUUAUGGUGUACUUUCAAAAGGAAAAAGAUAUGUACAUAUGGCGAAUAGUCAGGAUAAAUAUCAAUGCGAUAGCACACAAGAAGCGUUUGCGCCGAACAAUCCUGGACAGUUUGCUUACUGAAUACUCAACUCUGUAUUCGGCUUACAAGCUUCGCAGUUGCACCUAUCACAGUCAGACCAGUCUUUAUUGUUUCUGGCAACAGGAGCAUGAACAGUGGGGGCAGAAGUACAACUUGACUGCUGGCAGUACAUCAGACCUCGAAUAUCGGGCUGCUGAGAAGCCGUUCUAUUUUGCGGGGAAUGGUAACUUUGGCAGAAUGGUAGGCAGCUUGCCGGGAGAGCCUCCGCGUAUGCUGCUAUUCGACCCUCGGACACCCGAGUGGCUCUAUGAAGUUGCAGUGAACGAGAAUACCACAGCCACUCGCAGACGAGUCCAAGAAAUGCGUUACACUGCAAAAGUUCCGGAAGAGUUGUUGAAGCCGCUGUUGAAGCCAAAACGAAAAGGGAUCCGUCCAGCACCACCGGCUUCACCACCGAUCUCACCACCGGCCUCACCACCGGCCUCAGAAUCGCGACAGAUGCCUGCUAAACAAGAGUUUCUAUGGGAGUAUGCAGUUAUCAUCCUUUACGGCAUCACGAUCGCUUUUGCGCUUGCUAUAAAGCUACUUUUCGAAGCUUGUAUCCUGGUGAUGGAUGAUGAGGAGAUCCAGAGAUUUGAGGCAACCGUAUCCAAAUUCCUUUCAUUUAUCAUCCUUUACGGCAUCACGAUCGCUUUUGCGCUUGCUAUAAAGCUGCUUUUCGAAGCUUGUAUCCUGGUGAUGGAUGAUGAGGAGAUCCAGAGAUUUGAGGCAACUGUAUCCAAAUUCCUUUCAUGUAUGUUCCCUCACUGA
Messenger RNA from Gongylonema pulchrum, 1152 nucleotides. NCBI's taxonomy places the organism in Eukaryota, Metazoa, Nematoda, Chromadorea, Rhabditida, Gongylonematidae. The record is from the annotation of a GenBank genome assembly.